UCCGUAAACAAAUCUAACGAUUUUUGAAUUAUUUUAUCUGAAAAGGAUACAUGUUGUAAUAAAAGUUUAAAAAUAAACUGUGAUCUUCAUCUAAUUAUAGAUGACUCUUGGACGAAAAUAUCAGAACUGUUCCGGGAAUGCGGGGGAUUCUCGUAAGGUGUAUAGCCAGUCGAAGGUCGGGACUCUGUCUGGGUGCUCCUCUUCUAUAUCUCUCUCCGAUAUGAUCGAGCCGCCGGACUACGAGGAGGUAUGCGACAGGCUGAUGGGUGAGCGGGACCCCCUCGCCUACCCCGCGAACGACAUAGAACUGCUCACCGUCCCCCGCCGCAUCCGGACCCUAACGCACGUGCUGCCCGAUGAAGAUCUGAGAAAAGCGCCCAUGUUCGUCCGUGACUGCAUCAGAUGUUACACAUCGGACUACACAGUAGUCGAAUACAAGUACCGCAUGUACUCUGGUUCGGCUAGCGGGCGAGAAAGGCUAGGCGAGCGGCUCGACAAGCUGCUCGCCGCGCCGCCCCACUACUACGAGAUAGAUGCGGAACAGUCCACGUCUAUGGAAGAGUUGGCCUCUCAGCAGUUCGAAUCACAACCAUCAAGCGGCCGUCAGUCGGUAGCGUCAAUAUCAUCGUCAUCGUCUUGCAAUGAGACCCUCACGCCACGCGGUUCGUGGGCCAGUCUGGACUUGCGCAGUUCUUCCUCAGAUCCUCUGUUACCUGAUGUGUUUGAGAAGAAACCUCCAGAACAAGUCGAUGCUAUCAAUGAAGCUAAAAGAUUAGAAAAUCGUCAGGCAGACCUCCUUGGGCUAUACGCACCAUAUCUCGACGAAGAAGAGGCUGUGGAAAGACGCCUUGCUGCCGAGAUGCCGUGUGAGAUGAUGGGACACAGGAUUAUGGUUGUGUGCCAUCAACUCAAAUUAGAAUUAGACAUCGAGCCACUGUUCGCCUCGAUGGCUCUCUACGAUGCCAAAGAGAAAAAGAAGCUAUCAGAGAACUUUUACUUCAACUUAAACUCUGAGUGUACAAAACAGAUGCUAUCUGGUCACUUACCUCAUGCGGACCUGUCGACCCUUAGCCGUAGUGCAGUGUUCGAUAUACUGAACCCUUCUCCGGAUAUAUUCCUGGUAGUCAGGGUCGAGAAGGUUCUUCAAGGGGACGUCAAUGAAUGUGUGGAGCCUUAUAUAAAGGAUGAUAAAAACCGGGAGAAGGUCCGUGCGAGCGCUAUGGCCGCGUGCGCUCGCCUGGGUAAAUACCGCAUGCCGCUGCGCUGGCGCAAGCAGUGGGUGCGCGGCGCGGCGCGCUCGCGGCCCGCCUCGCCCGCGCGCGCCGCGCCCGCGCUGGCCGCCGCGCUGGCGGCCGACGUGGCGCUGGCGCUGCUGCAGGCGCUGGAGCUGGUGGCGCAGUCAUGCAGCGGUCUGGAAUGGGGUCAGUCUGCAUGCAGCGGUGCUUUAGGCGUGUUGCUGAGAGCACUGCAGAGGAAUCAGAGUGCGGUCGUACUACAGCAUAUGUUUGCGUCUGUACGCUCUCUUAUACACAAGCUGGGCUGGUCGUGGUGCUCGGAGGAGGCGGGGCCGGGCACGUGCCGCGUGCUGCUGCGGCACUGCGCCGCGCUGGGCGCCGGCGCGCGCGCGCACGCCGCCGCCGCGCUCUACGCGCUCAUGCGGCACCACUACCACCUCGGCAACAACUUUAGCCGAGUUAAGAUGCAAGUGACCAUGUCGCUAUCAUCUCUAGUGGGAACUUCGACCACUUUUAGCGAAGAAUCUCUUCGACGCGCGCUCAAAACCGUGCUUAUGUAUGCAGAACACGACCAGGACUUACAAGAUACCAAUUUUCCUGAACAGGUGAAAGACCUCGUGUUCAACUUGCACAUGAUCUUAAGCGACACGGUGAAGAUGAAGGAGUUCCAAGAGGAUCCCGAGAUGCUGCUGGACCUCAUGCACCGCAUCGCGCGCGGUUACCAGCACAGCCCCGAUCUGCGGCUCACGUGGCUCAGUAACAUGGCUCAAAAGCACAUGGAGCGUUCCAACCACCUGGAAGCCGGCAUGUGCCUCGUGCAUGGCGCGGCGCUGGUGGCCGAGCAGCUGCGCGCGCGUGGGCGGGGCGCCGCGCUGCUGGCGCGCGUCACGCACAACGCGCUGGACGAGAGCUGCGCCGACCCGCUGCACCACCACCUCACGGCGCACGAGCUGCAGGCGCUACUGGAACACGCAGCCAGUGAGCUGAUGACGGCCGGCAUGUACGAGACCGUGAACGAGGUGUACAAGGUGCUCAUACCCAUCGCUGAGGAGAGCCGCGACUAUAAGAAGCUGGCUAACAUUCACGGUAAACUGAACGAAGCGUUUACCCGCAUCGAGCAACUACACGGCAAGCGCGUGUUUGGCACGUACUUCCGCGUGUCGUUCUACGGGGCGCGCUUCGGAGACCUGGAUGGAGAGGAGUUCGUGUACAAGGAACACGCGCUCACUAAGUUGCCGGAGAUCUUCAGCAGGUUGGAGAACUUCUACGGCCAACGAUUCGGAGCAGAAAACGUUGUGAUAAUUAAAGAUUCAAACGUUGUGGACGUGAGCGCGCUGGAUCCAGACAAGGCGUACAUACAGAUAACGUAUGUGGAGCCGUACUUCGAGCCGCACGAGCUACGCACGAGACUCACGCACUACGAGCGCAACUACAACAUUAAGCGGUUCAUGUACGCAACCCCCUUCACUGCGGGCGGACGAGCCCACGGUGAGCUCGGGGAGCAGUGCAAGCGGAAAACUUUGCUGACUACCGCACACCACUUCCCUUAUGUGAAAACCCGGAUACAGGUAGUACAAAGAACGCAGAUAAUCCUUACGCCUAUAGAAGUAGCCAUUGAAGAUAUACAAAAAAAGAUAAAUGAAUUGGCAGCGGCAACAAGCCAAGAGCCUCCUGAUCCGAAAAUGCUUCAAAUGGUAUUACAGGGCUGUAUCGGAACCACCGUCAACCAGGGACCUUUAGAAUUGGCUCAGGUUUUCCUGGCUCCAGUCGUGGAAGGAACUCAGCCGGCAACGAGACUGACUAAUAAGCUAAGACUAGCAUUUAAAGACUUCUCAAAAAAAUGUCACGACGCCCUGAAAAAGAACAAAAACCUAAUAAGCAGCGAGCAGCGCGAGUACCAGCGCGAGCUGGAGCGCAACUUCGCGCGGUUCACGGAGCGCCUCGCGCCGCUCAUACACGCCACGCCCUCGCACGUGGCGCACCUCACAAAUGGUUUAAGCAAAGGUGAAUACAAAUAUCAAGCUUAGUCAGAAAAUAAUCAAGACUGGAUCAGUCAGAGAAUAAUUAUGACAAGGAAAGAGCGAGUCAAGACUUAAGACAAAUAAAAGAAAACUUAUUUUAUUAUAAUGCUUUAGUAGUGAUCAACACUUCUCUUCUCUUAUUUCUUCUUUUAUCAAUUUUGCAAUACAACGUGUAAUGUGUAGUUUAGCUAUAAGUUUUUUUUUUUACUUAUUCUGUGUGAUUUGAGUAUUCGAAUGUAUAAUAAUUUUAAAUUAUUAAAAUUUAUCUAAGUUAAUUUACUUCUCAAAUAUUUCAUGUGAUUUUAUCUAGUUUAUAAGCGAAUUUAACUCUGAAUUACAUGCACAAUAUACUAAAUGGAAAUGCCGGCACAAGAAUUUUGUUUUUCUAUAUAUUUAAUUAAGCUGCUACUGUUAAUAAUAUAAUAAUAAUAUAUUUAUUUCACAAACUUAGAACUAUAUUACAAUGAUAAUGUGGCAACAAUAUCAGAAGUAAUGAGAUAAGCAUCUGUAACCGAACUAGGCAUAGCCUGUAUUUCGACUAUCAGCACCAUUCCCUUCGAGUAAUUAUUGAUUAUACAAUAAUCGGUGCCAGGAAAUAUAUAUCUUAUACAUUAAUAUAUACAUUAGCUUUAAGUUUGUAAGAUGACAAGUACAUUAACUAAAUGCUAAUGAAUGGACUGCUGAGCUGAAUAAAAAAAUAAUAGGUCAGUCUUUAGAAAAGUAAAAAUCAUUAUUAUAUGAGUAGUAUUCACUAUUUUCACUUCCACUAUCAAAUAAUAUUUUUAUCUCAAAUGUCAACUCAAAUUAUAUAUUUAUAAGACUA
Melitaea cinxia (Glanville fritillary) is the source of this 4079-nucleotide messenger RNA. It is a transcript of the gene Zir, whose product is annotated as dedicator of cytokinesis protein 7. Gene Ontology annotation, biological process: small GTPase-mediated signal transduction; positive regulation of GTPase activity. Lineage: Eukaryota; Metazoa; Arthropoda; Insecta; Lepidoptera; Nymphalidae. Gene Ontology annotation, molecular function: guanyl-nucleotide exchange factor activity. The transcript is spliced from 23 exons. The coding region runs from base 101 to 3262 and encodes 1053 amino acids. The record is from RefSeq and is a predicted model, not a curated record.